Molecule: messenger RNA, 738 nt
Organism: Camellia sinensis
Lineage: Eukaryota; Viridiplantae; Streptophyta; Magnoliopsida; Ericales; Theaceae
Source: RefSeq, a predicted model, not a curated record
AUGGUGAGAACAAGAGCCGAUGAGCUAGAAGAGUCCUCUACUACUCGGCUAGACCGAAUGGAGAGAAUGAUGCAAGACAUGGCAAAAACACUAAGGCAACAACAGCAGUGGCAACAACAGUGGCAACAUCUGCAACCCCCACCUUCGGUACAACCUAUACCGGAUAUGCAAAAUGACAACCGAACAAUAGCCCUGACUAAAGAAUUUAAGAAAAUUAAGCCACCACUGUUCCAUGGGGGUGUGGACCCAUUGAAGGCUGAAGCUUGGGUCCUUGGUAUUGAAAAGUUAUUUGAGGUAUUACCAUGCCUGGAGACACAAAAAGUACAAUUGGCCACUUUUACAUUGGAAGAUGAGGCAAGAAGGUGGUGGAUGCUAAUAAGUGAUGAUAACAAAGGCAUUGACUGGGCACAGUUUCUUGCACUAUUUUAUGAGAAAUACUUUCCACAGUGUGUUCACAAUAGAAAUGUGUCGGAAUUUGAGGGGCUAAUACAAGGUAGUCUGACUGUAGCUGAGUAUGAAGCCAAGUUCACCGAAUUGGCUAGAUUCGCUCCACAUAUGGUUGACACCCACUAUAAAAAAGCGAGAAAGUUUGAUAAUUGUCUUCGUAAUGAUAUUUUGGAAAGGGUGAAUGUACUGAAAUUGCCCACUUAUGUUGAUGUGUUAGACCGAGCUUUGAUGUCAAAAGCUAACAUGGCCAACCGAGGUAAACCACUAGCUGACUGGAAGGCUAAGAGAUAA